Cyprinus carpio (common carp) is the source of this 3043-nucleotide messenger RNA. It is a transcript of the gene enpp2l, whose product is annotated as ectonucleotide pyrophosphatase/phosphodiesterase family member 2-like. Gene Ontology annotation, molecular function: phosphodiesterase I activity; calcium ion binding; polysaccharide binding. Gene Ontology annotation, biological process: immune response; phosphatidylcholine catabolic process. The record is from RefSeq and is a predicted model, not a curated record. The transcript is spliced from 24 exons. The coding region runs from base 141 to 2813 and encodes 890 amino acids. NCBI's taxonomy places the organism in Eukaryota, Metazoa, Chordata, Actinopteri, Cypriniformes, Cyprinidae.
CAGACUGAGCAGCUCCCGCGCAUUCUCCGCGCAUGCGCAGCUAAGCGAACGCGGUCGCGCGCUGGGUCACGCGCAGAGACGCACGGGCGCGCGCAGCAGUAGCGGAGCAGCGCGAUCGUUCAGCAGGAUUCUCGAGAAUCAUGAGCGUGGGAAAACUGGCGCUGUGUGUGUUGGCGCUGACCGUGUGUGAGGCGUAUGUGUUUCAGGCCGGUCAGUCAUCAGGAGAUGUGGACGAAACUCCUCCACAGAGCAGAGAUUUUUCAGGCUCCUGUAAGGGCCGUUGUUUCGAGCUGAAGGAGGCGGAGCCGCCCAACUGCAGGUGUGAUAAUCUGUGUAAGACGUACCUGAGCUGCUGCUCCGACUUCGAUGAGCAGUGCCUCAAGACAGCGGGAGGGUUCGAGUGUUCACGGGAGCGCUGCGGUGAGGUCAGGAAUGAGGAUUACGCCUGUCACUGUUCAGACGACUGUCUGCUGAGAGGAGACUGCUGUACCAACUACAGACCACUGUGCAAGGGCGAGAGCUCCUGGCUGGAGGGCGACUGUGAGGAGAUUCAGAGCCCAGAAUGCCCUGCAGGGUUUGUCCGUCCUCCGCUCAUCAUCCUGUCUCUGGACGGCUUCCGUGCCUCUUACAUAAGAAAAGGGAAGAGCGUCUUACCCAACAUCCACAAACUGAGAUCGUGUGGAACUCAUGCCCCUCAUAUGAGACCCAUGUACCCGUCCAAAACCUUCCCGAACCUCUACACGCUGGCCACGGGUUUGUAUCCAGAGUCUCACGGGAUCGUGUGUAACUCCAUGUACGACCCCGUGUUCAAAGCUCAUUUCAGACUGAAAGGACGAGAGAAGCUCAAUCACCGCUGGUGGGGCGGGCAGCCCAUUUGGAUCACAGCAGAGAAGCAGGGCGUGAAAGCUGGGACGUUCUUCUGGCCCUGGGUGAUUCCUCUGGAACGGAGGAUCCUCACUAUCCUGCAGUGGCUGCACCUGCCUGAUGACGAGAGGCCGUAUGUCUACGCCAUCCACUCAGAGCAGCCGGAUGCAUACGGACACAUCCUGGGUCCACUGAGCAACGAGCUGGAUAACACUCUCAGGAAGAUCGAUAACAUCAUCGGUCAGCUGAUGAACGGCCUGAAACAGAUGAACCUCCAUCGCUGUGUGAACGUCAUCCUGGUGGGCGAUCACGGUACGAUCUCUGGUGUUCUAGCACAGAAACACACACACAUACAUACAAUUACAGUGGGCCUAAAGUCAAAAGUCCUACUUGAAAAUUUGUUACUCUCACACAGACCCUCAUUUAAACGGACUUCUCACAGCAAAUGUUCAGUGCCUUUGUGUGUGUGUGUGUGUGUGUGUUUGUGUUUGGGGGUGUAUGAUUGUGAUUGUGAAGGGUAUUUGUGUUUUUGCUGUUUGGGUGUUGAUGUUAUCACACUGACCCCAGGGUCCUCCGGAAGAAUCGGCCCCAAAAACGCCAGCACACCAUAUGAUCCGAAGGAAAUCGUAGCGAAUCUAACAUGUAAGAUGCCCAAUCAGCACUUCAAGCCGUACCUGAAGCAGCACCUGCCCAAACGCCUGCAUUACACCAACAACAGACGCAUCGAGGACGUGCACCUGCUCAUGGACAGGAAGUGGCACGUGGCAAUAUCUCCUGCGACCUGCGGCUUCUUUGGAGAUCAUGGCUUUGACAACAAGAUCAGCAGCAUGCAGAGGAUCUUUCUGGGAUUUGGACCAAACUUCAAUUUUAAGACAGAAGUGCCUGUCUUUGAGAACAUCGAGCUGUAUAACGUCAUGUGUGAUCUGCUGGGUUUGACUCCAGCUCCUAAUAACGGGACUCACGGCAGUCUGAACAGCGUGUUGAGGAAGCCCCCCUACACCCCCACACAGCCAGAGGAAGUGACAUCACCCACGCCUUUAGCCCCGCCCACUGAGGUGACCCAUGACCUGGGCUGUAACUGUGACGAUGAGAACAACAUUGAAGAAAGUUCCCAGAGGUUUCCUUCAGCUGCUGACGGACUGUUGAACAACGUCACACACCUGCCGUUCGGCCGUCCAGCCGUUCUCUUCCAGACGUCGUACACACAGCUGUGUCACUCGGAUUACUGCAGCGGCUUCAGUCACGACAUCAACAUGCCGCUGUGGAGCGCCUUCACACUCACAGCACAGGUGGAGGCUCCGGCGGUGUCGUCCAGCGAGUGUGUGAGAGCAGACCCUCGUCUCGAUCACACACACACAUGUAACAUGUACAGCCAGGAGCCCGGCGUCACACACGCGUUCCUCUACCCGCCGGAUUUCUCUGCUACGGCUGAAUCCAGAUAUGAAGCUUCACUCAUCACAAACACGGUUCCCAUGUAUCCUGCCUUCAAGAGGGUGUGGGGUUUCCUGCAGAGAAGCGUCCUCAGGAGAUACAGUCUGGAGAAUAACAAUAUAAAUGUGAUGAUGGGACCCAUAUUUGACCACGACCACGACGGACUGAGAGACACAGAAGAGAAGAUCAAAGAGCACACACUGGGCUCCAUCUUCAUCCCCACUCACUUCUACAGCAUCAUCAGCAGCUGCGAGACACUCAACCAGACGCUGGACGAGUGUGACGGAGAUCUGAGAGUCACCUGCUUCAUCCUGCCACACAGAGCCGGCAACAGCGAGAGCUGCAACAGCUGGGAGGACGAGUCUCGCUGGGUGGAGGAUCUGCUGAAGUUACACUCGGCUCGAGUGAGAGACGUGGAGCUGCUCACGGGCCUGGACUUCUACCGCUCCGCCGCGCUGCCGUACACGCGUGUGCUGGCGCUCAAAACACACAUGCAGACCUUUGAGGACGACGUGUAACGAGACGUCUAACACUCACCGCAGCCCACGCUUCCACUGUAUAGUUUUAUUCACUGUGUCAUAUUUAUUAUUCACCUUCAAGCUAAUAAUUAAACCGCCUCUCAGCUCACAACACACAACCACUACAGCUCAGUGUGUUCACGUCAUUCACAUCAGUUACCGCAAUGACAAGAGUCCCACUGAGAAAUGUGCUCACAUCCUUGAAAUAAAGUCAAAUGCAGUAAAAUGUA